Solea solea (common sole) is the source of this 992-nucleotide messenger RNA. RefSeq lists its product as uncharacterized. The record is from RefSeq and is a predicted model, not a curated record. The coding region runs from base 1 to 645 and encodes 214 amino acids. Lineage: Eukaryota; Metazoa; Chordata; Actinopteri; Pleuronectiformes; Soleidae. Gene Ontology annotation, cellular component: mitochondrion. Gene Ontology annotation, biological process: positive regulation of proton-transporting ATP synthase activity, rotational mechanism; peptidyl-lysine trimethylation; regulation of mitochondrial ATP synthesis coupled proton transport. The transcript has 5 exons. Gene Ontology annotation, molecular function: protein-lysine N-methyltransferase activity.
AUGGAGGACAAUAUUGAGUUAAUUCUGCAAGACCUCAACAACAGACCCAAUCCUGUAUUUUCAGCCUGCACAGGUGCUCUGUUCACAGGACUGUACGGAGUCUGGAGUCUCUUUGCAGUGCCUGGCUUUCGCAAAAUCCCGUGGAGUCUCAAGGUGCCUUAUUUGCCCUCCAGUAAAAGUCAGACGCUGAACACUAUGAAGCUGCUUGAAGGACGAACCGGUCGCUUAGUAGAUCUGGGAUCGGGAGAUGGAAGACUGGUGUUUGCUGCCUCCUCUGCUGGUUUCCAGUGUACAGGGUUUGAGAUUAACUCUUUAUUAGUGGCCUAUGCCAGGAGCAAGGCUCUCUGGACAGGUGUUCCCUCCAGUCAAGCGACCUUUGUCAAAAAAGACUUUUGGAAGACUGAUUUGUCUUCAUACAACAACGUGACCGCUUUCCUCGCUCCAGGAGUGAUGGGAGUGCUCGGUGAAAAGCUGUUGAAAGAGCUUCCCGGCGAUGCACGUGUAAUCACGUGUCGUUUUCCUUUCCCCAACUGGCCUCACCGCGUGUCUGUGGGCUCCGGUCUUGACCAGACUUUUGCUUAUGACGUAGACGCUGUGCGCUCACACCUAAGAAUUGGUGUGAGCGCACAGCGAACAGUGGUGUGACAAGUCACAGUCUUUCCGGGUUCUUUUUUUAACCCUGAUCUGUGGUUUUCACAACCCCACAGACACCGGAAAUCAACUAAAAGGUGACAUUUAAAGUCAUAGCACAGGAAAAGCAGUGCAAUAUCCUUAAUAUAUAUCAAAUAUUGCAAGGAGGAAAGGGACUCCUUAUUAGACAAGAUGAUUUCUAGGGUACUUAGACCUAAUCAGUAUUAGUUCAGUCUUUGCACUGAUCACAGAUGCUUAAGAUAUGGUUGUGGCUCCGCUUUGUAAGAACACUAUUCACACUAACACACCUCAUUAGAAGCCUGCUAUGACUGCUAUGUUUGACUCAUAUGUGGUUUGUUAAA